Messenger RNA from Fundulus heteroclitus (mummichog), 2149 nucleotides. RefSeq lists its product as uncharacterized. The transcript has 5 exons. The coding region runs from base 194 to 1498 and encodes 434 amino acids. Gene Ontology annotation, cellular component: cell surface. The record is from RefSeq and is a predicted model, not a curated record. Lineage: Eukaryota; Metazoa; Chordata; Actinopteri; Cyprinodontiformes; Fundulidae.
AAAGGAACAUAAGGGGCACACAUUGCCUGAAACAACCUCAAUAAGUCAAGCAGUCUUUGGACAUUUGACAGAUUUUGCGCCACCUGUGGAGAUCCCACCAACAGAGUUCAUUACUAAAACCGGCUGCAGGAGUAUUAGCUGUGCAAAGUCUGGUGGAUCUACUAAAGAGACUGUGAUUGAUUAUACAGAGGAAAUGCAUGAAAUUCGAAUCCCAGAAAGAGAUAACUUCCGUGCACAAAAUGCUAAUGAAACAGAAUCCGGGAACAUUCAUCGUUCGUUACCUGGUAAGCCUCUACCCCAGGCCAUGAAGCGGGCUCUUUCAUCAGUGACCAGUAAAUGGGAGCAUGGCUACACCAGCGAUGACACAGUGUCAAAAAAGGCCAAAAGUACAUCAGAUCAAACCGUUCAUUUGGAAAGAAAAGACACACCUCGGCGGGCUCCGUUUGUGAUGAAAACAACACAAAGACGCUUUCAGAACACCUCCAGAGUUGCUGCAACAGAGGGCACACUGUCUGAGUCUGGAGCAGCUGCCGUGGAAACCACAAUAAUGUCCACUGAACAGACACUGCCUGCUGAAAGAAACGCCAAAACACAAUUAGACAGAAGAGCAGGCAGAGCCAGGAUGCCGGAGGAACGAAAUGCCAGUAGGUCACCAGAUGCCCAGGCUAAGGAGGAGACGGCAGGCCCGCAGUCUGGGAGUAGGCUGUUAGUGUCAGAGCCGCAGACUAAAUCAGAGCUGCCAAGGCUGAACCAAAGGAGAAGGACAUCACCUCAUCAGUAUGUCUCCGGUGUGACAGAAAUUUCAGAUGACCUCUGCGGCAGCGGAAACUACACCGCAGAAAUGAGGCUGAAGUUGGGAGGAAGUUUGAAGCCUGGUGACGCAGUGCCUGCCCAAGGGAACCUCAGCGUGAUGAUCAAUCUGAAGACCAACAACAGUCAGAUAAACCUCGGCGUUACCUCCUGUUGCCUGUCACCAACGCUUCAGCUGGACUUCACCAACUCCACCUGCCGCCUUUCGUUCAGGCCAGCAGCAGAGCCGUCGGGGAUCACGUUGCUGCCCAGUGCCUUGUCAACCAGUGCCAGCUUUACCAUCAGUCUCUUCCAAAUGAUUAAUUACUCAGUGGUGUACCUACACUGUGAUCUCAGUGUCUGCCUGAGGAACCACUCUGCCUGUGAAAGGCAAUGCCUUCAGCAGCGGAGUGCAUUUCCUUCUGAAGGCGCCGCCACUGUCACGAACAAUCCCCGAAAUCGCAUAUCCUUUGGGCCCGUGUUGAAACAAGCAAAAAAUUCAACCUUCCCCACGGAGAUAGAUUUGUCAGAACUGGAUCUGGUUCUGGUCUUCGUCAGCCUGGUGGUCGGCCUCUCUCUCGUCUCUGUGAUGCUGCUGCUGGUGUGGCUGGCCUACCAUCGGCGGGCCAUCUGGCUGCUCCGCUCCGCAGCUCCAUCGCAGGCCUGUUGCGGCUGCCUACGCCCAGGAGGCGACUUGAUCUCACCGUGACCAAGGAGGAGCCGCUGCCAAUUAUGCUGAUCAAGUCCCCACCAAAAUAGCUGCAAACAAUUACAUUAGUCAACAGACAGAGGGGCAGUCAAUCAUAUUAGGUGCAGAGCAGAAGCGGCCAGUCUCGCCGCCAGGCGUAGGGCAGAAUGGACGAUGAGGUGCAAUCCAAUUUACACCUCCUCGCACAGGUGACACAGCUGUGGCAGUCAAAUUUCGCACUUAACCAUGAAAAGUCUAUUAUCAUCCGCUGAAAAUAAACAGCAAGCCUAAAUAGGAAAGCUGCUCUGAUCCGUUCCCUCACUGGCGAGACAUCAAUAUGUUUCAUAUAACACUUGCAUGAAUGAUAACUUGUUGAUAAAUGUUUGAUUUGAGGUAUGCAUUAGUGGUUUGAAGUCUUUAUUGAAUUUCUUUGACAAAUAAUUUGGGGAAAAAGUCACAUGUAGCUUAGCUGUCACUGCGAUGCUUUCUGUGAUGUUUGCUGCUGCAUGAUUAUAUUGUAAAAUGUAAAACGGGAAGUGAUAUAGAUGUUCAUCGAUUGUGUAGACACACAACAAAAAUAUAUUCAGAUGAUAUAAUGGCACGGUGUACAAGUCUUUUAUUAAGUGAUUUUAUGCAUUUCAGCAGUUCUUGGAUUAACAAAGGGCUGGGUAU